AUGAAGGGGAACCUCAUCCCAGGCAGCACACAGCCAACCAUGGAGCAGCAGGCCUGGAUUCUGAGGAGCAUCCUGCCCCAGCUGGAGAGCCAGGAGGCUGCAGGUGAGGAGGCACCAAAUGGCAUCGCUGGGGAGUUUGCAAAGUUAAAAACACAGUCAACAAAGUAUCGCAUUGACAAGACGUUCUCCACCAAGACAGCAGAAAAGCAGGAAAACAUCAAGAAGAACCGAUACAAGGACAUUGUUCCCUUCGACCAUACAAGAGUAAAGCUCACACUCCGUUCUUCUAAAAUAGACACAGACUACAUCAAUGCCAGUUUCAUCAAGGGGGUCUCAGGAUCCAAAGCAUAUAUUGCUACUCAAGGUCCGCUGCCUCACACAGUGGUGGACUUUUUAAGGAUGCUUUGGGAAUAUGAUGUUCAGAUCAUAGUGAUGUCCUGUCGAGAAUUUGAGAUGGGAAAGAAAAAGUGUGAGGUUUACUGGCCACAGACAAAAGACGAGGCAUUUGUGUGCGAGCCUUUUACAGUUCACUGUGAUUCAGAGGAGGACAAAGGAGAAUACCUGACAAGGACAUUAAGGCUGACUUAUCACAAAUUGAGCCACACUUUGAAACAGCUGCACUAUGUCAACUGGCCGGAUCAUGGCGUACCUGACACCAUCCCCCCCAUCCUGGACAUGCUGCACGAGAUGCGCUGCUAUCAGCCUCAUGAUGACGUUCCCAUAUGCAUCCACUGCAGUGCCGGCUGUGGGAGAACAGGAGCUCUGAUCGUCAUCGAUUACACGUGGAACCUCCUCAGGAAACAUAUGAUCUCCUUGAAUUUCAAUAUCUACAACUUAGUUCAGGACAUGAGAACCCAGAGGCCCUCCGUGGUUCAAACUAAGGAACAAUAUCUGCUCGUCUACAGAACAGUGACAGGACUCUUCCACAGAUAUCUGCGAUCCAUGGAGCCCCAAAACAGCCCACAGGAGGGAUCUGCGGUUCCAUCUGCUGUCGCUGAGAUGACUGAAGAUGACUUCUCUGACCAUAGUGAGGAGUUUCAUUUCACGACAGAACACCUGCACUUGCUCGAUGAGAAAAGUGAUGUUUUCCUACAUUACCACGCUCCCUUGGCUUCUGCUUUGGGAAAUCUAGAAGACUUUGAUGCUGUGGACAUGCUAUGUGGACAGCAACAGUAUCAGCCAUUCCAGACCCUUUCUGAUGCCAGCAAGAACCUGAAUGAGAAGCCCAAUAACUUACUGCUUCAGAGCAUCCAAACAGCAUCUGCAGAGGACAGCAGUGACUUCCCAUUACUGGACACUGUUUCUCUGCUGCCUGCACCAGAGGCUUUUUGUCAGAUGGUGGAAGACCCUUAUUUUGAGGAAGUUUUAAGCUCCCCAUCAUCAGAGGAGGCACCAACAGAAGAGGUCAAAUGGAUCCACAGCCCUGUCUUCAGUGCACCCUCACUGUUUCUGGAUGAUCAGAUUAUGAGGCCAAGUUCUCCCGCCUCAGUUCUAACUGAUGAUGAAGUUCCUCCUCCUCUACCUGAACGGACCCCUGAAUCCUUCGUCCUGGCUGUGGAUCCAGAGCUCUCAGGUCUGUGUGAUCAGCUAUCCGUUAUCUCACCACCCAGCACUGCAGCUGACGAUGGCGAGGAACAGGAAGGAAGCUUCAACUCGCAUACCCCCCCACUUCCAGAGAGGACCCCGGAAUCAUUUGAGUUAGCCGUGGAACCUGUUCCUGUAGAGAAGCAGCGAGAGAUCCUAACGGAGGUGCCCUUUAACGGAAUAGGAAUAUUUUCAGAAUGGUCUGGAAGCUCAACGCCAGAAGUCACAUUUCAGAAAGAAAAAGGUUUUGUGAGAAACCAAACUGUGAGAGCAGAGAUGAUUUCGUCAGCACCAUCAGUGCAAACAGACCCAGCAUCAGCUCCAUCUUCAACUGUUCAAACAUUCAGUGCCGCUCUGGACCAACACAACCCUCCACAACUUCCUCAAACUGUGGAUCAUCCUGCACUGUCCACUUCAGACGGAACACCAGGACCAGUCACCCUCCCAACAGAAAACAUUCAUUCAAGAAGUCCUCCACGUCCAUCUUCUAUAGGAUGGACGCUGUCACCACGAGUCGGCAUGUCCUCUGAGUGGGACGGCACCACUCAGCCCAGGAAGUUCCUUGAUGUUGUCAAGAAACGGAGCAAGAGUGUUCGAGCUAAAGGUUCAAAACAAGAACCCCUCACUUCAUUUCAGACGCUCACUCCGCUUCCUGUGGUCGCAGCUCAAGGAGGAAGUGCACAACAAGUGCAACAACACGAUGUGAACCGCAGACCCUCUCUGAACACUGACAGAUCAGGAAACAAGGUCGACCAAAGCAACGAGAAGGGCAUGUCUCGAGCAAAGAGCCUGAAACUUUUUCGACAUAAACAAAGGCCCAAAACUGCCCCCCCACCUCCUCCUGCUCAGCCUGGACCCACACCUCUGUCAGUCAGCACCCCAUCUUUUGCUUUUGAGUUUGGAUUUAAGAAUCGCUUUGGAAAACCAAAAGGCCCCAGGACAUAUCCAGAGACCUGGAAAUAAAUGACACCACCAUCCACCACCACCAGUUUACAGAAAAUAAGCACCACAACUGAUGGACAUACGGACACACAAGAUGCUCACUGCCUUGGGAAGAGCAAGUUUAUUACAAAUGUGUAAAGAUGAAGGGAAAAGCCAUGAAGGCUGUGACCAAGUGGUGCAGCAGCGCCUCCUUCUGGAGACACACAGGAAGUGUUCACUUUCUGUAUAACUGGAGCA
Nematolebias whitei (Rio pearlfish) is the source of this 2763-nucleotide messenger RNA. RefSeq names its product protein tyrosine phosphatase non-receptor type 22 (gene ptpn22). Gene Ontology annotation, biological process: peptidyl-tyrosine dephosphorylation. The coding region runs from base 1 to 2547 and encodes 848 amino acids. The transcript has 27 exons. Gene Ontology annotation, molecular function: non-membrane spanning protein tyrosine phosphatase activity. NCBI's taxonomy places the organism in Eukaryota, Metazoa, Chordata, Actinopteri, Cyprinodontiformes, Rivulidae. The record is from RefSeq and is a predicted model, not a curated record. Gene Ontology annotation, cellular component: nucleus; cytoplasm.